AUGGCAGAAGCAGCCGGAUUUACUCCGCCGUCGAUGGAUUGGCAAGCCGCAGAUUUACCUGAUGAAUUCGAGCGGUUCCAACAAUACUGCCUUCUAGUUUUCCAAGGGCCCUUUUCCGACAAGUCCGACAAGGAAAAGGUCGCCUAUGUCAUGCUAUGGAUCGGGAGAACUGGUGUUGAUGCUUUCAAUAGUUUCGAGUGGGAUAAUGCAAGCGACAAAUCCAAAGUAGCUGCCGUCUUCAAGAAAUUUAAUAAGCAUUUGCAGCCACGGGUAAAUGCACGACUGGCUCGGGUUGAGCUUCAGAAAUACCACCAGCAACCCGACCAGUCAGUAGAUGAUUUCUUUGCGAGGUGUAAGAAGAAGACGUCCAAGUGCAAGUUUAGGGACGCUCAGGAGACUAACGAUCGCCUGAUAGAACAGCUAAUCGUGGGGACGAAGCACACGAAAGUGCAAGAACGCCUGCUGGAGGGUGGUAGUGAUUUGACUCUGGACGAAGCGCUUGACAAGGCCCGUACUUAUGAAGCAACACAGCGCCACAUGGAGCAGCUGUCUACCGCCACCAGCAGCAGCCGUCUACCUGAAACGGUUCACGCCAUUUCCAAAUCUGUGGGACACGCAGACUGCGGCAAAUGUGGACGAACCCACCACCCAAGCAAGUGCCCAGCGCAUGGCUCCACCUGUAAAAAAUGCGGGAAGGCGAAUCACUGGGCAAACGUAUGCCGUUCGCAGGGGAGAGACGAGGCACAUGGAAGGGGCCAGCAACGCGGACGCUGGCGCCAGAGGAGCCCCAGCCCGCGGGAGCGCUACCCCCAGAGGAGCCCCAGCCCACGGAGACGCUUCGACGCACUGCAUUUCGACGCCGUCAUCAUCGACAGCGUCGAGCGUCACCAACCGCCACUAGAGCGAGAGGUGUUCGCGACCCUCAAUGUCAGCCUGGACAACACCAACAGACCGGCCACCUUGAGAGCCAAGGUGGAUACGGGCGCCCAGGGCAAUAUAUUGCCGCUGAGAGUGUUCUGCCAAAUGUUUCCCCAGCACGUCGGACCAAACGGAUACCAAAAGCCGAAGUCCGUGAAGCCGUCAAGUACCACCCUCACAGUGUACGGCGGAUCCAAGAUAAAGCAAUGCGGAACCCGUCCUAUUCCGUGCUCUUACGAUGGCAAGAGUCAACUCGCUGACUUCUACAUCACGGACUGCCCUGGCACUGCUAUCAUCGGCCUCCCGACAGCGACAGCCCUGCAGUUAGUCACGCUGAACUGCGCUGUCCAGGAGAAGCCAGCGAGCAUCCGACACAAGGACGACCUGAUGAAGCAAUACCCGAAGUGCUUCGAUGGCAUUGGGAAAUUCCCAGGCAAGUACCACAUCACAGUGGACCCCAACGUCGUCCCGGUUGUACACCCUCCACGCCACCUCCACGCCAUCGCACUGAGAGACGAGAUCAAGACGGAGCUGGAGGACAUGAUCCAGAACGGCAUCAUCACCAAGAUCCAGGAAGGCGAACCAACAGCAUGGGUGAACAGCCUCGUGUUCCGCCUCAAAGACAAUGGCAAGCUACGCCUGUGCCUAGACCCCAAGGACCUCAAUCACGCCAUCCUGCGAGAGCACCACGUGGUCUCCACCAUUGAGGAGAUCACCCCGAAGUUGAGAGGUGCCAAAGUGUUCUCGAUCGUCGACGUCAAAUGUGGGUACUGGAAUGUGGAGCUCGACGACGAAUCCAGUUACCUCACCACCUUCAACACACCAUUCGGGCGCUACAGAUUCCUUCGCAUGCCAUUCGGCCUCAAGAUGUCGCAAGAUGCCUUCCAAGCAAGGAUCGACCAGACGUUCGAAGGGUGCUCAGGCGUCACCGGCAUCGCAGAUGACAUCGUCACAUACGGGACGUCAGACGAGGACCAUGAUCUCAACAUGCACCAGAUGAUGGUUCGCUGCGAACAAUCUGGUCUCAAGUUAAACCCAGACAAAUGCCGCAUCAAAGAGGACAAGAUCAAGUUCUUCGGCAUCAUCUGCAGCGCUGACGGAAUACAGCCCGACCCGAAGAAGGUCUCAGCGCUGAAGCAGAUGGAGCACCCCGAGAACGAGGACGAGCUCCAGACGUUCCUCGGGCUAGUCACGUACAUGAGCCCGUUCAUACCGAAUGCCAGCACACUCACCGCGCACCUGCGUGAGCUGACCAAGCCAGAUACACCGUUCGCCUGGACAGACAGCCACCAGCGCACCUUCGACAAGGUCAAGGCCGCCAUUUCGACAGAAGUAACGCUCAGUUACUUUGACCCAGGCAAGGCAACGACACUACAAGUCGACGCUUCCAUGAAAGGUCUCGGCGCCACUCUGCUGCAGGACGACAAGCCUGUUGCAUUCGCCAGCAAGAAGCUUACCGAGACGGAGUCUCGCUACGCCAAUAUUGAGCGUGAGCUCUUAGCUGUCGUAUACGGGUGUGAAAGAUUCCACACCUACCUAUUCGGUCAGUCAUUCACAGUAGAAUCCGACCACAAGCCGCUGGAGUCAAUCAAACUCAAGCACCUCCGCGCAGCCCCGCUGUAA
This is a messenger RNA of Sycon ciliatum, 2541 nucleotides long. RefSeq lists its product as uncharacterized. The record is from RefSeq and is a predicted model, not a curated record. The transcript has a single exon. NCBI's taxonomy places the organism in Eukaryota, Metazoa, Porifera, Calcarea, Leucosolenida, Sycettidae. The coding region runs from base 1 to 2541 and encodes 846 amino acids.